Molecule: messenger RNA, 4844 nt
Organism: Peromyscus maniculatus bairdii (prairie deer mouse)
Lineage: Eukaryota; Metazoa; Chordata; Mammalia; Rodentia; Cricetidae
Gene: Sbno2
Product: strawberry notch homolog 2
Biological process (GO): osteoclast differentiation; positive regulation of transcription by RNA polymerase II; regulation of inflammatory response
Cellular component (GO): nucleus
Molecular function (GO): chromatin DNA binding; histone binding
Source: RefSeq, a predicted model, not a curated record
CACACCUCUGUGCUGCAUCCCUGCCUGCCUACAGGGGAAGGGUCUUCUCCCUCGUGGUUUGGCCCUGGGGUCUCCUGACACCCCAGCUCCUUCAGGGACAUCAGGAAGGACCCCUUGUGGCCCUGGGGUGAGGAAGCUUGAGAGUAUGGUUGGAUGAAGGGCUGAGGAGCUCAGCUUAAGGGAGGAAUAGAAAGGCGCCCAGACCUCAGUUCCCUAGCUCAGCUUCCUACAGUGUCCCUCCAGCCCUGGGGGAGCCGAGGCUUCGUCCCCCACCCUCAUGGGAUGCCCCAGGAGUGGGGCCAGACCCGGAGCUGGGCCCAGCAGGGUGCGCCGUUGUUGACAGCCCUUCUGGGCCGAUCCGCCCCCUACAGUAAUUCUCCGCACUCUGCCAGUAACUGCCCUGACUUACCAGGCAGGCAUCAUUUCCUGAAACUCAGCCCAGCCUUAGGGGAAGUCGGAGCCGGUGACUAACCCUCAUGCAAAUGGGGCCGGCGGGACGCUGCUGCCUCCGUGCCCCACGGAGCUGCUGAGCCCGCUGCCUCCGCCCGCGGUCAUGAGGCUGCGGCUCCCCAGCAGCUCUUCCAGGGGGACCCAGCGGCCGCCCAGCGCCCCACGCCCCGACCAUGUCGCAGCUGCGCUUCUGGCUGCAGUUUGCCGCGCUCAACAAGGACCCCUCAUGCCUCGAGGACCUCUCCAAUGCCUCCAUCUUCUCGUCCUCUGUGGAUUCCCUGUCAGACAUCCCUGACACACCUGACUUCGGCCAUGUCGACAGCCUCAAUGAGGUGUCCACCAUCUGGGACGUCAGCACCACCUCAGCCCCCCAUGACAAGCUGUUCCUGCCGAGUGCGCCGCUCUCUGCUCUGGAAGACCCAGUUUCCAGCACCCCGCUUCUCAUCAGCUACCAGUCACACAGCCAGCCUGAGGAGGAGGAGGCAGAGGAGGAGGAGGCGGCAGAGGAACUGGGCCAUGCUGAGACCUAUGCGGACUACGUACCAUCCAAGUCUAAGAUUGGGAAACAGCAUCCAGACCGUGUGGUGGAGACCAGUACCCUGUCCAGUGUUCCUCCCCCAGACAUCACCUACACCCUGGCACUACCCACCUCGGACAACGGGACCCUGUCCGCCCUGCAGCUGGAAGCCAUCACCUACGCCUGCCAGCAACAUGAGGUCCUGCUGCCCAGUGGGCAGCGUGCUGGUUUCCUGAUUGGGGAUGGAGCUGGCGUGGGCAAGGGCCGCACAGUGGCUGGCAUCAUAGUGGAGAACUACCUGCGGGGCCGGAAGAAGGCUUUGUGGUUCAGUGCCUCCAAUGACCUCAAGUACGAUGCAGAACGGGACCUGAGAGACAUCGAGGCCCCGGGCAUCGCGGUGCACGCUUUGAGCAAGAUCAAGUACGGCGACAAUACUACCUCAGAGGGCGUCCUCUUUGCCACCUACUCCGCCCUGAUCGGGGAAAGCCAGGCCGGUGGGCAGCAUCGCACACGCCUCCGCCAGAUCCUGCAGUGGUGCGGCGAGGCCUUUGAUGGCGUGAUUGUGUUUGAUGAGUGCCAUAAAGCCAAGAAUGCCAGUUCUACCAAGAUGGGCAAGGCCGUGCUGGACCUGCAGAACAAACUGCCGCAGGCCAGGGUGGUGUACGCCAGCGCCACAGGUGCUUCCGAACCCCGCAACAUGAUCUACAUGAGCCGCCUGGGCAUCUGGGGUGAGGGCACACCCUUCCGGACCUUCGAGGAGUUCCUGCACGCCAUUGAGAAGAGGGGCGUGGGCGCCAUGGAGAUUGUGGCCAUGGACAUGAAGGUCAGUGGCAUGUACAUCGCACGCCAGCUCAGCUUCUCAGGGGUCACCUUCCGCAUCGAAGAGAUCCCGCUGUCCCCCGCCUUCGAGCAGGUCUACAAUCGGGCAGCCCGGCUGUGGGCCGAGGCUCUGAGCGUCUUCCAGCAGGCGGCCGACUGGAUCGGCCUGGAGUCCCGCAAGUCCCUGUGGGGUCAGUUCUGGUCCGCACACCAGCGCUUCUUCAAGUACCUGUGCAUCGCCGCCAAGGUGCAGCGGCUGGUGGAGCUGGCCCGGCAGGAGCUGAGCCGGGACAAGUGUGUGGUCAUCGGGCUGCAGUCCACAGGGGAGGCGCGGACCCGCGAGGUGCUGGACGAGAAUGAGGGUCGCCUGGACUGCUUCGUGUCCGCCGCCGAAGGCGUCUUCCUGUCCCUGAUUCAGAAGCACUUCCCUUCCACCCGGAGGAGGCGGGACCGGGCAGGCGGAAAGAGGAAAAGGCGGCCUCGGGGUCGCGGCCCCAAGGCUCCUAGACUGGCGCUGGAGGCCUCGGGAGUCAUCCGUAUUAGCGACGGCAGCAGCACGGAGUCCGAUGCUGGCCUGGACAGCGACUUCAAUUCGUCCCCAGAGUCACUGCUAGAUGACGAUGUGGUCAUCGUGGACGGCCCCAUGCUCCCCACAGAUGACCGAGGUCCCCUGUACCCACUUCAGAGAGACCUGCAGGGCCCUGGCGUCCUGGAGCGUGUGGAACGGCUGAAGCAGGGCCUGCUGGCCAAGGUGCGCGCGCUGGGCCGCGAGCUGCCCGUGAACACCUUGGACCAGCUCAUCCACCAGCUCGGGGGUCCUGAGUGCGUGGCCGAGAUGACAGGCAGGAAAGGCCGCGUGGUAUCCAGGCCCGACGGGUCAGUGGUCUUUGAGUCCAGAGCGGAACAGGGCCUGUCCAUCGACCACGUGAACCUCAGGGAGAAGCAGCGUUUCAUGAGUGGCGAGAAGCUUGUGGCCAUCAUCUCGGAGGCUUCCAGCUCCGGAGUGUCCCUUCAAGCCGACCGCCGGGUGCAGAACCAGCGACGCCGGGUACACAUGACCCUGGAGCUGCCCUGGAGCGCAGACCGCGCCAUUCAGCAGUUUGGCCGCACCCACAGGUCCAACCAGGUCUCAGCCCCCGAGUACGUCUUCCUCAUCUCGGAGCUGGCAGGAGAGCGCAGGUUCGCCUCCAUUGUGGCCAAGCGGCUGGAGAGCCUGGGUGCCCUGACCCACGGAGAUCGCCGGGCCACCGAGUCCCGAGACCUGAGCAAGUAUAACUUCGAGAACAAGUAUGGCACCCGCGCUCUCAGCCGCGUCCUCACCACCAUCCUGGGCCAGACGGACAACAGGGUACCCCUGCCCCAGGGCUACCCUGGAGGGGAUGCCGCCUUCUUCCGGGACAUGAAGCAGAGCCUGCUGUCCGUGGGCAUCGGCGCUCGGGAGUCGCGCACUGGCUGCUUGGAUGUGGAGAAGGACUGCUCCAUCACCAAGUUCCUGAACCGCAUCCUGGGGCUGGAAGUGCACAAGCAGAACGCUCUGUUCCAGUAUUUCUCCGACACUUUUGACCACCUCAUCGAGCUAGACAAGAAGGAAGGCAGAUACGACAUGGGCAUUCUGGACCUGGCCCCUGGCAUCAACGAGAUCCAUGAAGAAAGCCAGCAGGUGUUCCUGGCACCCGGGCACCCACAGGAUGGCCAGGUGGUCUUCUACAAGAUCAGCGUGGACCGCGGUAUGAAGUGGGAAGAGGCGCUGGCCAGGUCUCUGGAGCUGCAGGGCCCCUAUGACGGCUUCUACCUCUCCUACAAGGUCCGAGGCAGCAAGACGAGCUGCCUCCUGGCCGAGCAGAACCGUGGCGAGUAUUUCACCGUGUACAAGCCCAACAUCGGCCGCCAGAGCCAGCUCGAGACCCUGGACAGUCUGUGCCGCAAGUUCCACCGGGUCACCGCCGAGGAGGCCCGGGAGCCCUGGGAGAGCAGCUUCGCGCUGGCGCUGGAGCACUGCAGCCACGCCACCUGGAACCAGCGCUGCCGCCUGGCGCAGGAGGGCAAGGGCUGCGCGCAGGGCCUGCGCCUCCGCCACCACUACAUGCUGUGCGGGGCGCUGCUGCGCGUGUGGGGCCGCAUCGCCGCCGUCAUGGCCGACGUCAGCAGCAGCAGCUACCUGCAGAUCGUGCGCCUCAAGACCAAGGACAAGAAGAAGCAAGUGGGCAUCAAGAUCCCCGAGGGCUGCGUCCAGCGCGUACUGCAGGAGCUGCAGCUCAUGGAUGCCGAGGUGAAGCGCCGCAGCGCCCAGGGGCUGCCCGCGCGCCCCCCCACUCCACGCAUGAUCGCGCUUCCUUGCGGUCCUGGUGAGGUGCUGGACUUGACCUACAGUCCCCCGGCCGAGGCUUUCCCGCCGCCUCCACGCUUCACCUUCCCUCCGCUGCCGCCCCCAGACCCCAGCUCCCUGAUGCUGGGGGCGAGAGACCCUGCGGCCAACCCCGCGGAGCUGGCACACCAGGGCUGCGACAUCAAUUUCAGGGAAGUGUUGGAGGACAUGCUCCGCUCUCUGCGCGCGGGGCCCACCGAGACCCCUCCGCCUCUGGUGGGCGUGGGCGGCGGGGGCACCGAGCGGCAGAGCGUCAUCCACUUCAGCCCGCCCUUCCCCAACUCGUAGGCGGCCAUGGCCCCUGGAUCACAACUGUCCUGGGCAGCCCAGCGGCCCCCUGCGAGCAGAGGUUCCCGCGACUACUGAGGGCAGCUGCGCAGGGCCUUCCCGCCAGCGGUGCGGGCCUCGGCCGCCCUGCGCUGCUCCGCCGCGCCCAGCCUGGAGGCCGUGGGGUUUGGUGGCCCCGAGAGCUGGUAACUCAGGAAAUCCGGUGCUGAGGCCCCGCCGUCUAUGGGGGCUCCACGGGGCAGACCCGUUAAUAUAUGCAAUCCCCUGCUCCCUAAAUUAUUGUCCCCCGCCCCUCACUAGCCCCGGAAUCCGUGGGCAGCCGGCGGGCCCUGGUUUCUAUGUAUUUAUAAUGAACUCUGGUGUACAUAUGUAAAGAUCUUUUUUAAAUACAUGUGCCUUUGCCUA